This is a messenger RNA of Salvia miltiorrhiza (redroot sage), 814 nucleotides long. RefSeq lists its product as uncharacterized. The record is from RefSeq and is a predicted model, not a curated record. Gene Ontology annotation, cellular component: mitochondrion. Bases 110 to 463 code for a protein of 117 amino acids. The transcript has 2 exons. Lineage: Eukaryota; Viridiplantae; Streptophyta; Magnoliopsida; Lamiales; Lamiaceae.
UAAAUGAAGCUUAUGCCUAGUGCAAAAAUAGAAACAGCUCCCGAAAUAAGGUUUUAGCAACAAAAAGAAGGCAAAGAGGCAAAAACGGUAAAACCCUCGCCGGAGCAAAAUGGAGCAAGUAAUCGUCGCGCUGAACAGGGUGGCCAGCAGCAACUUCGUUGUCAACACGUUUAUGGGCGCCAUCUUCUGCGUUCUGGCAGGGAGGUCGUGGGCUCAGGGCCAGACCGUGCGGGCGCUCGAGGAGGAGAACGAGGCACUGCUCAAAUCAAACAAGCAGAUGAAGAGCACGAUCUGGGAAUGGAAGCAGACGCUCUACGCGGAGGCAAAAGCUAAUCCCAAGAAAGCUCUCGUCCCCCUUUCCACCCUCCAGACUAUCUACGGCGAUGUUGUUAGUCCAGUCCCCGAAUCUGCUGGAGAAGAUGAUGAAGAAGAAAACCCGUCCAAGGCAAAGAUCAUUAUCUAAUUUUCUUUUUGGAAGAGAGAAAGGUGCCAGCAUUUUGUGGUAAGUAGCAUCAACUGGUAGCAGAAUGAAACUAGAGAAAGCUUGCAAUUAUCCUGCCCCGUGUAAUAUCAUUCUACUCCAAUACCGUUGUUGGACGUAUAUAAUUAUGCCGUUUUACACGAUGAAACGGUUGAGAAGCAUUUUUCUCUUUCAGUCGACUAUCUUGUUGAGUGACCAAUCUACUGAGGCCUCAAAGUAUGGCAUAGAAAAGAUUAGUAUGGAAAGGGAAAAGCAUGAAAUAUUGAAAUUGCUAUAGAUUAAGCAUUAUUGCUCAAUAAAUGUUUGGAUGGGCCUAUCUACCAACUUUUUCUA